AUGAGCAGCAGCAAUCACGGCAAAGACAAAACCUACGGCGAGAUCGAACCCAAUGGGCAAAAGGAAGAGGAAUGCAACACUGGUGAUAUUACUGCUGGUGCCGGAAAUGUCAAUGGCGUUCGAACAUUAGAAGCAGCAGCUGGAGGAAUCGAACACGAGCGAUCCAUUACGGAUGAAAAUCGGAUCUUAUCCUCGCAAGUUGAGACGUCUAGUAGUCCUUCCAAGCAACAUUCCCAUGUCUCAGACGGAAAUUCACCAAAGGCGCUAACCAAGGCACGACCGAAAUCACCACAAAGGUCCAGAAUCCCAUCCAGUGCCACCAACGGGAAUGUGGCUGAUGACGAUGGUGGUGGUGCUCUCGAUGAGCUAGACAUUAUCAAGAUUGCAGAAGCACGGGUGAAAGGCGAGUUUUUGACCCCAUCAUCUCAAGCCAACCAACAAGUGGCUACAAGCAAUGGAGAAGCAGCGUCACCUCGGCCCACAGUGUCAACACUCAGAAGAGGAGGUCGACGAGAUCCUCCCAGACCACAUCAUAGAAUAGGCACCACACAAUCGGCCAACCAUAACAAUAGUCUGGAAGAGGACAGCAACAGCGUGGAAUUAUCCAAAAUUUUGGAAGCAAGGGAACGAGCUCAGGUGCACCAAAGACAACAGCAGCACACUGACACAUCCGGAAAUAAUCAAGAAACUAGAGUUGCAAUUUCUACCAUUGCGGCAGCCAGAGACCAGCAAAACUCAACGCUUGCACCAGGGCUUGCAGGAACUGUGUCGGAAGAAAAUCAAAAUAGCAGUGACAUCCUCAAAUUUGUACGCAAGAGGGCAACUGCCGCCAAUCAAGAAGAAAAGCUGGAAGAAGGAACUACUACUUCUCUAUACGGCAAUCAUGUUGGUCAGGCUAUAACAAAUCAGAGUCCAGUCACCCAUGAAAGCCAACCAGGUGCCUACUCGGGGGCUCCUGGGCUUCCCCCGCAACGGAAUCAGAAGGCAAGAUUUUCUCAGAUAGGCAUUGUGGGCACCGCACCAAUUUCUUCACCAUCAUUGGAAGGGGGGAUAAGUCAAGAAUCCACAGAAUUCCAAUCUACCAACCUGUCGGACAGGCAAGCUGGUUUGAUGGUGGCCAAUCUUGUUGCCGACCCAAGCCAGGAGAAUCUACAGUUGGCGGAAGAAUUACAAUCAAUCGCUGAGAAUAACAUUGAAGAGCAAAAAGUUGAGAGGAGUAAGCGUGCCAUGCUGAGUGCAUCAAAAUGGCUGCUUUUGGGGGUCAUUCUCAUUGUGGCAGUUGUUCUGGCAGUGGUGCUAGGGACGAGAAACAAGUCAGCAACUAUAGCACAAGAAGCUGUAUCUAGUGCACCAACAACAUCUGUGAUGCCCUCCGUCUCCCCAUCAUCCAUGCCAACUAAGACACUACUGUCAUCCAGGUAUGAUAUCAAGGGGCUUUCAGAAAGUACAGCUGAGUCGAUUGGUAGGCCUGGUUCUCCACAACAACAAGCUUAUGACUGGACAUUUCAACAUCCAGAAUUUGACGAAAUGCCAAAUUGGCGGAAACUGCAGUUGUUUGCAUUGGGAACCUUCUACUUUUCGUUCGAAAAUUGGCCAGAUGAUUACCAGUGGAUGGACUACAGCAAUACGGAAUGUUCGUGGACCACAAACCUGGAUUCACCACAUGGAGACAAAAGCUCGGAUUUCAUUCCAGAAGGGUAUUCCAAUCGUGCGUGUGAGACUGCAUCGUCAGCGUCCUUCAGUCGACCAAAUCCUUUUGCUACCAACUGUGAUGAGGAAGGUCAUUUCAAUUAUCUCAAGCUCAGUUUGUUUGGAGUUCAUGGGUCCAUACCACCGGAAGUUUUUCUCCUCACUCACCUCACAAUAUUUGAUGUGCGUGAAGCUGGCAUAACUGGAACCAUCCCUUCGGAGAUUGGCAUGCUUUCCCUGCUGACAAACCUGAACUUACACAGCAAUGGGAUCUCCGGUACCAUCCCAUCAGGCAUUGGACAGACGAAUCUGACUUGGCUCUACUUGCAUGGCAAUGCCAUUUCCGGCUUCUUGCCAUCUGAGUUGGGCCUGUUACCCUUUCUUGAACGCAUGGAUUUGCAGUUUAACGACAUUUCUGGCACAGUACCCGCUGAUCUGGGCAUUUGUACCAGUCUGGUUUGGGUAGAUGCCAGAAACAACUAUCUGACAGGAUUGUCUCCAGAAAUUGGCUUAUUGACAAGCAUGCAGUACUUGUUGCUUCGAGACAACACAAUCAAGGGAACAAUUCCCAGUGAAAUUGGGCUCUUAUCUAACUUGGUAUAUCUCAGCCUUGAGCGAAACUUUAUCACAGGAACUUUCCCUUCCACCUUUGAUCAGUCUAGCUUAGAUCAAAUGGAUUUGCAGGGCAAUCAACUCUCUGAUAUCCCAAGCGAGAUUGGCCUCCUUGGUAAUCAGAUUGGACAGCUGGAUCUAAGCAACAACCUCAUACUGACUUUGCCAAGUGAGCUGUUCCUCUUGACAAGCCUUUCUGUGCUUCAGCUUCACGGCAACCGAAUAGAGAAAUUGCCAAAUGAAAUUGACCAGAUGACAAAUCUGGAGCCUUGCGACGAAUCCAUUGAUGGUUGGCUGUCAUUGUCAAGCAACAAGCUUUCUUCGAUACCCUCAGAAUUAGGAAGACUGACAAACUUGCGGACUUUGACUAUGCAAGACAAUCAGAUCUCAUCAUUUCCUGAUGUGAAUUGGUCACACUUGACUAACUUGGCGUCCAUCCAGCUCUCUCACAGCUUGCUGCAUUCUACAAUUCCAUCAGAACUUGGCCUCCUUCAAAAGCUUGUGAAGCUGGAUCUGUCAAACAAUGCCUUGAUUGGGAGCAUACCUUCAGAGUUGGGGGAGAAUGAGGCAACUGUGUAUGUAUGGAACAACACACUUGGUGGAAAUGUUCCACAGGAUGCACGAUUGUUUCAAACAAUUAUUUUGAGAAACAAUCAACUAAGUGGGCGGUUGCCAUCAGAGCUUUUCCUCUUGACAGCAUUGGCAACUCUUGAUUUCUCAAACAAUUCUAUGACAGGACUUGUGAUGACAGAGUUGGGCAGGCUGACAAGUUUGCAGUUGGUGGAUUUUUCAUUCAACCAAAUCUCUGGUCGAAUCCCAACGGAAUUUGGGCAGAUCUUGACCACAGUUCCAGAAUACAAUUUUACACUGAAUGAAGAAGUUGAGCACGUGGAAUCCCUCCAAGCACUUGAUCUCAGUAACAAUCAACUGAGUGGUCACUUGCCAUCGGAGCUUGGCGUGCUGUCCAGUUUGAGUGUUUUAGACUUGUCAUUCAACCAGAUUUCUGGUCCAAUCCCAACACAAUUUGGAAAAAUAUUGACAACUGUCCAGUGGUAUGACUAUGAACAGAGAUCCAUUCCUAGUGAGCUAGGGAAUCUGAAUGCCUCUGUCAGCCGAAUCAUGUUGUCGGGCAACAACUUUAGUGGCACUCUGCCCCAAAGUUUGUGCCCCUGGUACUGCACACGGCAACAGUGCUCUGUGACAGAGUAUGCCACUGAUACCAAUGGGUCGGUGGUGGUUGCUGGAGAUUGUGGCACCAUGGCUGGGUGGGUGGAAGUGGACUGUUCGAAUGAAUCCCUGCUGGACUGUAGUGUUUGUUAUUGUUGGUAA
Messenger RNA from Seminavis robusta, 3630 nucleotides. NCBI's taxonomy places the organism in Eukaryota, Bacillariophyta, Bacillariophyceae, Naviculales, Naviculaceae. The record is from the annotation of a GenBank genome assembly.